Molecule: messenger RNA, 456 nt
Organism: Colletotrichum spaethianum
Lineage: Eukaryota; Fungi; Ascomycota; Sordariomycetes; Glomerellales; Glomerellaceae
Exons: 2
Coding region: 1-456 (151 amino acids)
Source: RefSeq, a predicted model, not a curated record
AUGGACGACGUCGCGGAAGUCGACAAGGCCCUCGACAAGUGCCGCGUUGGACGCAACGGCGAGCCAAGGUUCUGGUGCGGUUUCUGCGUCAAGAUUGUCGAAAUCGCGAAAAAGGGAACCAACGCUUGGGCUGAGAGAUUCAACCACAUCGACAACCACUACGCAGGUCGGCACAGUCUACCCAAGAAAGACCACUCUGACUGGGUAGCUGUCGAUCGCGAACUUCCCGAGAUCGACCUCUCCGGGUCUCUGAGUGACUCAAGCGACGAUGAUUCGGCCGAUGAGAGCCCAGUCGCUGUUAUCUCGCGAAAGCCCGAGGAUACUCCUAAGGCUGUAAGCGGCCAGAGGAGGAAGAGGCGCCUCGACGACGAUGACGAACAACAUGACCCUAAGCGUAUACGAAUGUACAUGUGGCACUGCGUUCUCUUUAUAGUGCUGCUGUACCUGGACCGCUGA